AUGUAUGCUAUGACUUGUACUCGCCCUGAUGUGGCCUUCGCUUUGAGCAUGGUCAGUAGAUAUCAAGGGAAUCCUGGCAAAACACAUUGGACCGCAGUCAAGAAUAUUCUUAAGUACCUUCGGAGGACCAAGGAAUGGUUUCUAGUCCUCGGUGGGAGUGAUGACUUAAGGGUGCGAGGGUAUAGUUACACUAGUUUUCAAACCGACAGGGACAACUACCGUUCGCAGUCGGGCUGGGUCUUUACCCUAAAUGGAGGAGCAGUGACUUGGAAAGGUUCCAAGCAGGAGACCGUAGCUGAUUCAACGUGCGAAUCAGAGUAUAUAGCGGCAAGCGAAGCGUCAAAGGAGGCAAUAUGGUUGAAGAACUUCAUUGGAGACCUUGAAGUUGUACCAACCAUAAAGGAGCCCAUGGAAAAUUUUGGUGAUAAUGAAGGAGCGGUUGCCUUGACCAAGGAACCGAGGGAUCAUGGCAGAUCUCGACAUAUCGACAGAAAAUAUCACUUUAUUCGACAUCGAGUGGAAGAAGGACUCCUCGUAGUGAAGAGGGUAUCGUCAGAAGAUAACCCAACAGAUCCCCUUACGAAGGGACUGAGUAGGGUUAAGCACUUGCAGCACGCUAGGAGCAUCGGGCUGAGGGACGAAAUUAGUUUAGAUUAG
This is a messenger RNA of Lactuca virosa, 657 nucleotides long. Lineage: Eukaryota; Viridiplantae; Streptophyta; Magnoliopsida; Asterales; Asteraceae. The record is from the annotation of a GenBank genome assembly.